Malania oleifera is the source of this 2528-nucleotide messenger RNA. RefSeq names its product wall-associated receptor kinase 2-like. The record is from RefSeq and is a predicted model, not a curated record. Lineage: Eukaryota; Viridiplantae; Streptophyta; Magnoliopsida; Santalales; Ximeniaceae. Gene Ontology annotation, cellular component: plasma membrane. Gene Ontology annotation, biological process: cell surface receptor signaling pathway; protein phosphorylation. The coding region runs from base 209 to 2428 and encodes 739 amino acids. The transcript has 3 exons. Gene Ontology annotation, molecular function: calcium ion binding; ATP binding; protein serine/threonine kinase activity.
GGAUAAGGAAAAGAUGGACUCAAUAAUAGAGCCCUUUAUUGGAUUCCGGGACAAGGAAAAGGUGGACUCAAGUCACUCAACUUAGUGAUCUGCCAGAAUGUAUCUGUCUAUAAAUCAAUCAAGGUAGAUUCAAGACUGAAAAUUAACUCAUCUCAAUCACCAAGCAGGAGCAGAAACAUCGUCGACCGUGGCCAGCGGCCCGCACAAGAUGCUCCCGCAGCUCAUGUCUCUGCCUCUUCUAGCAGUGAUGGUGAUACACUUCAUGGUUGGCGAGGCAGCGGCACAAGCCAAGCCCGGCUGCGAUAGCCACUGCGGCAAUUCGCCCAUCCCAUAUCCCUUUGGCACCCGCAAAGGAUGUUCCCUCGACGAAGACUUCCUUAUCCGUUGCACUGAAGAUGUUGACCGAGAUGAUUUGGUUGAAAGUCUGGAAAUUUCCAUUCCAGAUCAUUAUAUACGCGUCUUGGCUUGGCCGGCCUACGUCUGCUACAACCAAACCGAAAAGGUCCCCUAUAAGAUCGAAGCCGGGCUCUCUCUCGACAAGUUCCCCAUCUCCUACACGCGAAAUAAGUUCGUGGCUGUCGGCUGCGACAACUUAGCCAUCAUCAACGGUUCCAGAGGAACAAACUACACGACGGGGUGCCUGUCGCUCUGCAACGACCUCGACAGCGUCAUCAAGGGGCAAUGCUCCGGCAUCGGCUGCUGUGAGAGCUCCAUCGCUAGAAACAUUCGGAGCUUCAUCAUAAGCAUUUCUAGCUAUUUCAAUCACUCUCGGGUUCGCUUAUUCAAUCCGUGCAGCUAUGCGUUUGUGGUGGAGAAUAGAGACUUCCACUUCUCUUCCGAUAAUCUUACAUUAUCAGUUUCAGGGUUACAGGACUUACGGUUCCCUGUGGUGUUGGAUUGGGCUAUAGGGGAUCAAAAGUGUCGUGACGCCAAGAAGAAUCUGACUAGUUAUGCCUGCAAGGAGAAUAGUUACUGUGAGGAGUCCACCAAUGGUCCGGGCUACCGUUGCUAUUGCCACCGCGGCUUUGAAGGAAACCCUUACCUUCCCAAUGGCUGCCGAGAUCAGGACGAGUGCAAGGAAUUGAGACCCUGCAACAGAUCUGCGUCCUGCCAGAAUUUACCUGGUAGUUUUCUUUGCAAAUGUCGCGAGGGGUACGUAGGGGAUGGCAAAGUAAACGGAACUGGCUGUUUUCCCAUCCUUCAAUCUCAUAGGUCUCCUUCGGUUGUUAUUGCACUAGUUAUCGGCAUAAGCUUUUUAGGUCUUCUUUUGGGAGGGUCUUGGUUAUUUUUGGGGCUUCAACGCAAAAAGAGUAGAAAACAAAGAGAAAAAUUCUUUCGACAAAAUGGUGGUGACAUAUUGAGAGAGUAUCUCUCAAUUCACGAAGGACAUGCAAAGACAAUGAGAAUCUUCACGGCUAAAGAGCUCAUAAGGGCAACCAACAAUUACGACCAAAACAGAAUCUUAGGCAAAGGAGCCCAGGGAACAGUUUACAAAGGAAUAUUGUUUAAUAAUAUGGAAGUAGCCAUUAAGAAGUCUGCAACAAUCAAUAAGAGCCAGAUUGAUCAGUUCAUUAAUGAGAUGAUUGUUCUCUCCCAAAUCAAUCAUCGUAAUGUCGUGAAACUCUUGGGAUGUUGUUUUGAGACCGAGGUACCGCUUUUAGUUUAUGAAUUUGUCGCCAACGGAACACUUUCUGACCACCUCCACGAUCCAAGACAUCAUUCAUCAUCCUCUAUUAUUGUUCCAUGGGAAACUCGCCUAAAAAUUGCUGCAGAAACAGCGGGAGCCAUUUCAUAUUUACAUAGUGCAACUCGCACUCUCAUCAUUCAUCGAGACAUCAAGUCAUCCAACAUACUCUUGGAUGAUGACUACAUUGCAAAAGUGGCUGAUUUUGGAAUUUCAAGGUUGGUCCCCUUAGACGUAAUUCAGUUUACGACGCUAGUGCAAGGUACGCUUGGUUACUUGGACCCAGAAUACUUCCGAUCUAGUCAAUUGACAGCUAAGAGUGAUGUUUAUAGUUUUGGGGUUCUUCUUGCCGAGCUCCUCACUGGGAUGAAAGCGCUAUGCUUCAACAAGUUUGAGGAACAACGAAAUUUGGCCAUGCUCUUUACUACUUCCAUGAAUGAAGAUCAGCUAUUCGUAAUUGUGGACAGUGGGUUGAUGAAUGAGGAAAAUAUGGAACAAAUAAAGGAAGUCGCUGUCUUAGCGGAGCAAUGCCUAAGAGUGAGAGGAGAAGAGAGGCCAACCAUGAAGGAAGUUGCUACAAGAUUGGAGGGAUUGAUCAGAACAAUGCAGAGACAUUCAGAUGAUCAAUUAUGCUUUCUCGAAGAAUCUUCAUCAACCUUGGACGAUGAUGGUAGCGCCGGAAACACCAUUGUGUUUGGCAAUACAAGUAAUGAUGUCGCACAAUCAUUUGAUAAUAGCACUUGAUUGCAUUGUGAAAGCAGAGAACUUGUCUUUAUCUUUAUGUUGCAUAAUUGAGGAGUUAGAUUUCCAAUUUCAGUUAUCAAUAAAUGAUCAUAUUUGACAA